GCGGGCAGGGCCGGCGGCUGCGCUCGGGGCCGCCCCUCCUCCGGCGCCGCCGCAGUGUCGUGCCCGGCCGGGCCCGGAGCCGGGCGCUGCCGGCGGAGGAUCUUAACUUGCCAAGAUGCCCAUCCCUGUUGAUGAUGUGAUGCAGCUGCUCUGCCACGUCUCUGAGGCGAGGGGGAUGAAAGCUGCUGUCAAACACUCUGGUCGGGGAGCACUGCUGGCAGGUGCCACAGCCUUUCUUGGGGGUCUGGUGGGAGGUCCCCCUGGAAUCGCUGUAGGUGGAGCAUUUGGUGGAUUGCUUGGUGCCUGGAUGACUUCUGGACAGUUCAAACCAGUCCCUCAGAUUUUAUUGGAAUUGCCUCCUACUGAGCAGCAGAAACUCUAUGAUGAAGCUGUUGAUGUUAUCAGGCACUUAGACUGGACGGAUGUUGUUCAGCUGACUGCUCUGGUCAUGGGCAAUGCUGGGCUGCAGCAGAAGCUCACAGCGGUGCUGGUCAAUUAUCUCUCCAAAGAGCUGAGAGCACAGAUAGAGUACGGAGAAUGAACCUUUCCAGAGCAGGCCUUUUACACUCUAGUGGAUUUUACUGGCAGUUGUGAUUCUGCAACACAGCAAUUAUUAGUUAGCAGUACCAAUUAUAAAUAUAGGCAGAUCAAAAUAUUGUUUGGGUGUUGGGUUUUGGCGUUUGGGAUUUUUUUAUUAUUUUUAUUUUAUGUGGAUUUUUAAGGAUAGUGUUAGAUUGAAGCAUUAACCUGACACCGACUCGCUAUGUAAUUUUGAAUUACUCUGCACUAGGACUAAUUCAAAUCGCUGAAGGGAAUUACAUUUCUCUUAUGUUAAUGUAACACUAGUGAAAAUUUUCAAAGUCAUUGUGUUUUAUUUAGGAAAUUUAUUUCUGUUUGUGUAAGUGCUUUAUUUUUUUUCUGUGAAUGACAAUAAGGUGCCAAAGUAGCUAGGGCACUUCAAAGGAUUUUACCUACUGUUUCAGUCCUGCCAAGGGAAAUUAUAAGAAAAUGUGUUCUUCUACUGUGAACUCAGACUCAGUCCUUACUUUGUUGUUUGUCACGUUUUUAUUGUAAUUCUUGAGUUAUUUAUUUCUUUAUGUAAGAAGUGAAGCAAAUGCCUAAACAGAUUUCAAGCAACAGGAAAACAAACUGUGAACAAUUUCAAUUCAGUUUUCAGUUUCAUUUUCACCAAGUUCCUGGUGCCCUAGAAUGGGAAGGCAUGGCAAGAAUAUUCUUUUUAAAAAAUGGGGAGCUGAAUCUGCUGGUUUUACAUUAGCCCCAGCAUCAGGAUUGUCAUUUCAGCAUUGGUUUCUUGACUGAAUCUGAACAGCUGGUCCUCUGUUUUCAUUAAAAUAUUCAUAAGAAACAUCACAGUGAUCUGUGUUUUGUGUUAAAUGCAAUGAACUCUUUAAGAAUUAAACCAGGCUUGUACUGGGCAGCCAGCAGUUGGCAGCAGUGGUGGUGGUGGGGUGGAGGGAUGUGCCAGCUGCAGUUAUUACUGUAAGCAUCAAAUGCCAUGUUGCUGAAUGUCCCAGCCAGUUGUUCACAUUUGGUUUCAAGGCACUUGUAAAAUAAGUUUCGAAGUAGAAAAUUGUGCAGGUGUGCCUUCUUUUUAUGUAAAAACAAGUGAAACUGCUCUGAUAGUUCAUUUUUUGCCUAAAAUAAAGGUCUAGCUCUCUGUGUGUGGUGAGGUUUCUAGAAGUUGAGGUUUAAAUGAUAAAGCUUUGAACUCAGAA
Neopelma chrysocephalum (saffron-crested tyrant-manakin) is the source of this 1736-nucleotide messenger RNA. It is a transcript of the gene CUNH19orf12, whose product is annotated as chromosome unknown C19orf12 homolog. The coding region runs from base 116 to 541 and encodes 141 amino acids. NCBI's taxonomy places the organism in Eukaryota, Metazoa, Chordata, Aves, Passeriformes, Pipridae. The transcript has 3 exons. The record is from RefSeq and is a predicted model, not a curated record.